AUGAAAGGCGGAGCCGCCCACAUCAGAGACCAGUCCGAAUCUUUGCCUUUGUUACAACAUCGCAAGAGCCUGCCGCCAUCCAAAGAGGGUAAAAAUGGUGGACAAUGCCUUGGCCUCUCUCUGAUCAUCUCAAAGAGACUAGCCAUUUGGCUGUGCACGUUGACUCUCCUGGCAACAUUUGCGCUUCUGUCUAGGCAAGAUCACGAUGGAGCUUACUACACCGUCCCUCAGGCCGAGCAGCCAAAGGAGCAACCACAGAAUAUUGUGACUUGGGACGAGCGCUCACUGUUUAUACGAGGACAACGGGUGAUGGUCAUGAGUGGAGAGCUUCAUCCCUGGAGAUUAGUGCCAUCACUCUAUGAUGAUGUAUUCCAGAAGAUCAAGGCGCUCGGUUUCAACUGCGUCUCAUUCUACGUCAUGUGGGCUUUGGUAGAGCCUGCCCCAGGCAACUUCACAGCUACAGGCGUCUUUGCAUACGAGCCUUUCCUUGAAGCUGCCAGUCGAGCAGGCAUAUACCUUAUUGCGCGGCCUGGACCAUAUAUCAAUGCCGAGGUCAGCUUCGGUGGAUACCCGGGCUGGAUGCAGCGUGUCAAUGGACAGCUAAGAACAAGAAAUCCGGAAUACUUGGCAGCAACGGACAACUACAUUGCCCAAAUUGGUGCCAUUAUAGCCAAAGCGCAAAUAACCAAUGACGGUCCCGUUAUCCUUUAUCAACCGGAGAAUGAAUAUACCUGGGGUGUACCUCCUCGAUUCCCCGAUGGCGAGUAUAUGCAAUAUGUUGAGGACCAAGCAAGAAAAGCUGGUAUUGUAGUCCCUAUCAUCAGUAAUGAUGCGGCUCCGCUCGGACACAACGCUCCUGGUACCGGAGCAGGGGAAGUUGAUAUCUAUGGUCACGAUGACUAUCCGCUCAAGUUUGACUGUUCUAAUCCAACUUCUUGGCCGAAAGGUGCUUUGAAUGGACUCUAUCACUCGAUCCACGAAGUCCAAAGUCCAUCGACGCCAUUCUCCAUCUUGGAAUUCCAGGGAGGUGCCUUCGACCCUUGGGGAGGCCCAGGCUUCGAAAAUUGCGCAUUGCUGCUUAAUGAAGAAUUUGAGAGAGUCUUUUACAAAAACAAUCUGGCAGCCGGUGUAACUAUAUUCAACAUUUAUAUGGUAUACGGAGGAACAAACUGGGGUAACAUUGGCCACCCAGGCGGCUACACCUCGUAUGACUACGGCUCACCCAUCAAAGAAGAUUUCACCGUCGGAAGAAAGAAGUAUUCGGAACUGAAAUUACUCGCUCAAUGGCUCCAGAUGUCACCUGGAUACUUGACAGCGAAGCCAGGACUCGCCGAAGUAUUGACAUACUGCAAUGAUGCCGCUAUUACAGUCACGAGGCUCAAAGGCGACUCGACUAUUGGGGGCGGCUCCUUCUUCAUCAUCAGACAUUCGGACUACACCAGCACAGUUUCUACAAACUACAAGCUGGAACUUCCCACAUCGAGGGGCAAAGUCUCGAUCCCUGCGCUUUACGGGUCACUGACCUUGAAUGGCCGCGAUUCCAAGAUUGCAGUGACAGACUACGAUGUCCACGGCUCGACACUGAUAUACUCGACAGCUGAAAUCUUAACUCACCAGAAAUAUACUGAUCGAGUAGUCCUAGUCGUUUACACUGGACCAGGGGAAACGAACGAAUUGGCCAUCAAAACAACACACAAACCAAAGAUCCUUGUCGGCGAUGCAGUUGCUGUCCAUCACGCUGGUGACCUGGCAAUCAUGACAUGGGAUACUUCUGGCGAACGCAAAGUCAUUCGGGUUGGGAAUCUCUUCAUAUUUGCAACAGAUCGAGAUUCAGCAUAUCGAUACUGGGUACCAUCAAUUGGAAAGACCUCAGCGAUUAUACUAGGGCCUUACCUUGUCAGAAACGCAUCAUUACAUGAUUAUAGGACCUUGUCCAUUCAAGCAGACUUUACGGAAAAUACGACAGUGGAGAUUCUCGGGUUGUCCCAUCUCAAGUCAGUGAUAGUCAACGGAGUUGAUACGCCCUUCCGAGACAAUAACAUCACUAUUUCCCUCGACAUUCAUUACAAAUCACCGCAACUGAAAAUACCCGUAUUGGCAAGUUUGAAAUGGAGAGCCGCCGAUUCGCUUCCUGAACUACAUUCAAGCUACGACGACAGCCAGUGGCCAUCAGCAGAUUUGUCUAGCAAUAACACCUACCAGCACCAGUGGACCCCGACAUCUCUGUUCGCAUCUGACUACGGUUUUCAUGCUGGUGUUCUCGUUUUUCGCGGGCAUUUUGUGGCCCAGGGAACCGAGGAGUCAUUCGAUAUUCAAACACAAGGAGGUACUGCAUACGGACAUACAGUCUGGCUGAAUAAUACCUUUUUAGGAUCUGAAAUCGGCAAAGCCGGCGUGAGUAACGCCCGUGCUACAUAUCGAAUACCUGAUUUACUGCCUGGAAAGCCAUACGUCCUCACAGUCAUUGUUGACAACAUGGGUCUGGAUGAGAACGGCGUAGCAGGAGUAGAUUCUGGGAAGGCUCCAAGAGGGAUUCUGCGAUACAACUUAAAGUCAUCGUGGUUCAGGAGCACUCCCAUCGACUGGAAGCUGACCGGAAAUCUGCACGGUGAGGACUCGGUGGAUAGGUCACGAGGACCGUUGAACGAGGGAGGACUAUUUGCGGAGAGGCAAGGCUGGCACCUCCCGAAACCGCCAAUUGGGGCUUUCAGGAAGAGAUCGCCUCUCGAGCCUAUAUCUGAACCCGGCGUGUGGAUUUUCACGUCUUCAUUCGAUCUGGACCUCCCAUCAGAUUAUGAAAUCCCACUGUCUUUCGUUCUCGGCGGGGUCACGGGUGGUGCGGCUCGCAUACAACUGUACGUGAAUGGAUGGCAGUACGGCAAGUAUAUCAGCCACAUCGGACCGCAGACACGCUUCCCGGUACCUGAAGGCAUAUUGAACUAUCACGGAGAGAAUUGGAUUGCUCUUUUGAUCUGGACAAUGGAGGAUCAGACCACACAGCUCGAAGACUUUAGACUUGAACGUGGGCUCCCCGUCUACUCGGGCCGCUCAGCUGUGAAGUUGGUAGAUAGUCCAUCAUGGAAGAGAAGGGACGGUGCUUACUAG
Pestalotiopsis fici W106-1 is the source of this 3105-nucleotide messenger RNA. Its product is annotated as beta-galactosidase A. The transcript is spliced from 6 exons. Gene Ontology annotation, biological process: carbohydrate metabolic process. NCBI's taxonomy places the organism in Eukaryota, Fungi, Ascomycota, Sordariomycetes, Amphisphaeriales, Sporocadaceae. Gene Ontology annotation, cellular component: vacuole. Gene Ontology annotation, molecular function: beta-galactosidase activity. The record is from RefSeq and is a predicted model, not a curated record. Bases 1 to 3105 code for a protein of 1034 amino acids.